AAUUGCGUAGAUUUGAUGAUAUUAUUCUAGCAAAGGUGUUGUGGGAGCCCUGUUGCAUACCCUAUGAUGCGUYACCACUGACCCAAUAGCAUUGCAGUCUCCACAACAAAUACACUGUAGUGCAGAACUCUGACAAGAAGAAAUCUAUCAAAAUGAAUCCUGUUCGUAAACGGCCAGCUUAUUUAUUUGCAAAAGACUUUCAGAUAGAAAAUGUGCUGGGAAAUCURCAGGGCUACAAGAUUGCUAGUGGUCAAUUGGAGAAAAGAGAUCUUGAUAAUGUAACACAGAGAUUUGGUAAUGAUGAAGGGAUUGUGUUUGGAUCUCUAAUUACAAAAGCUGGAGAAAUCAAAGGAAGUGAAUAUGUGGAUGAURAGAAGACAGAAAUUUCAAGCAGUAAAAGGAAAAGAAGAAGAAGAAAACGAAGAAAAAGGAACAAUGAUGAUAAGCCGUUGUCAAAUAUUGGUGUUUGCUCAGUUAGUGAACCUCUAUCCAUUCCAACAUCAAUUUUGGAGUAUGGAUCAAGUGAUGAGGAUCAGUCAAAUACCAAAAGUUCCCAUUCUGAUCAAGAUGACCAGGAAAGUGAAGACAGCAAUUCUGAAGAGGAUGAGUCAGUAGAUUUCUUUGGUUUAGUACCUGAUAAGGUUGGACCAGAAACUUCAGUAAAAACAGAUGCAAAAAUUACACUCAAUGAAAGCACAUUUCAAGAAAAUGAAACUAUACGUUAUUUUGAAAGCUGUAGUCAUCCUUACCCUGAGGCCAGGACUGACAUGGAUGAAUGGGACGAAGAUAAGCAAAGAUACAAAGAGAAUACAAACACACUAUCAACUUAUAAAUGUUGGAAGUGUAAGAGAAUUGGUCACUUAGCAGAAGACUGUACUGUACAAGUAUCAUCAGUUAGUAGAACACAUAAUGAAGAACAAGCCACACCAAGCAUUUUAAGAGAUUACUAUAAAAGAUGUCAGGCUUUUCGUAAUGCCAAGGAUGCCAAGUGUUCAGAGUGUAUUGCAAGAUCCAACCUUGUCUCAUGCUUAGACUGUGGGGUGAUAUUUUGUGAUGGGCGUGGCCAUUUAACAGACCACCUUUUGUCCUAUCCCUCACAUAGCAAGCUAUAUUCAUUUAAACUAAGAAGACUGAUCAAGUGCUGUAAAKCAACAUGUCCUGUUGUGGAUGCUACCAAGUUAUUCAUGUGUUCAACAUGUUUGAGUAAACAAUUCAACAGUCAUUACAACAUGAUCAAUGCUACUUGGUCAAAAUCAGGGCUCAAAGGCAUUCCCAAUACACUGGCCUGUGAACAGCACUUUCAAUGGCAUAGAAUAAACUGCAUUAAUACUAUGGAAGAACCACUACUUUGCCAGGAAAAACUGGAAAAUGCAAAACAGCAAAAUGAUGGUCUACUAAGUGAAUUUUACUUCUAAACUUUUCUUUUAAAACAAUUAUCAAUAAAACAGUACAAAUGACCAUGUUUUUCUUKAAAUAAUAAAUUAUUUUUACAAUGAA
This is a messenger RNA of Exaiptasia diaphana, 1497 nucleotides long. RefSeq lists its product as uncharacterized. The coding region runs from base 153 to 1415 and encodes 420 amino acids. The record is from RefSeq and is a predicted model, not a curated record. NCBI's taxonomy places the organism in Eukaryota, Metazoa, Cnidaria, Anthozoa, Actiniaria, Aiptasiidae. Gene Ontology annotation, molecular function: nucleic acid binding; zinc ion binding. The transcript is spliced from 14 exons.